Messenger RNA from Magnolia sinica, 1657 nucleotides. Its product is annotated as pentatricopeptide repeat-containing protein At1g01970. Lineage: Eukaryota; Viridiplantae; Streptophyta; Magnoliopsida; Magnoliales; Magnoliaceae. The transcript is spliced from 2 exons. The record is from RefSeq and is a predicted model, not a curated record. Gene Ontology annotation, molecular function: protein binding. Bases 117 to 1316 code for a protein of 399 amino acids.
CCAAUCCACUUCGACAGCUACUCAUGCUCCCUGACUGCUCCCCUGCUUAAUUUCGGAAACGCUACAAAGUCAAACAGACAAAUUUCGGAAACGCUACAAACUCUCCUCCAUAUCUGAUGCUUUCUCAUACCCACCCCAUCAGCCUCAUCGCCAAGACUCGCCACCACACUCCAUGGAGAAACAGCUGCAAUUCCUGUGUCCUGCAGCACCACAGAACAUUCCGUGCUACCAAAUCCUCAUUCCAACCAACAACAGCCCCUUUGAAUGGAGAAGAAAAGGAGAAGGAAGAAGAAAGACCGAAACUGAGGUGGAUGAAGAUAGGCCCUGAAAUAACAGACACCCAAAAGCAGGCAAUUUCUCAACUCCCGCCCAAGAUGACCAAACGCUGCAAGGCUCUCGCCGAGCGCGUCAUCUGUUUCUGUCCUGGAGACGGUGCCGAUCUCUCUCAAUUACUGUCGACGUGGGUGAAGAUAAUGAAGCCGAGGAGAGCCGAUUGGCUGUCGGUUCUUAGGGAGUUGAAGAGGCUAGAAAUUCCGUUGCUUUUAGAAGUAAUGGAGUUUGCCCUUGUAGAGGAUUCAUUCGAAGCCAAUGUUCGGGAUUACACCAAAAUAAUCGAUGCUUACGCAAAGCAAAACUGCUUGCAAGAUGCUGAAAAUGCACUUGCAGCCAUGAAGAGUAGAGGUUUUACAUGCGAUCAAGUCACCCUAACAGUUCUGCUUCAUAUGUACAGCAAAGCAGGCGAUCUAACACGGGCAGAAGAAACAUUUGCAGAGAUGAAGUUGCUUGGCCUGCCAUUGGAUAAGAGAGCUUAUGGGUCAAUGAUAAUGGCCUAUAUAAGAGCUGGAAUGGCAGGCCGUGGAGAGAGUCUAAUAAGAGAAAUGGAAGCCCAAGACAUAUAUGCAGGGAAAGAAGUCUACAAGGCAUUGUUAAGAGCUUAUUCCACAGCUGGGGAUACUGGUGGGGCUGAAAGGGUAUUCGAUGCCAUCCAGUUUGCGGGUAUUGCCCCUGAUGUCAAGCUUUGUGCUCUUCUCAUGAAUGCAUAUCGUGUGGUGGGCCAGAGCCACAAAGCUCGUAGCGUGUUGGAGAAUCUUCGGAGGGUUGGACUUCAGCCCAGCGAUAAAUGCAUGGCUGUGAUGUUGGGUGCUUAUGAGGAUGAGGGCAGCCUUAACAAGGCAUUGUCCCUAUUAAUAGAUCUUGAGAAAAAUGGUUUUUUGAUUGGUGAAGAAGCAUCACAGAUUUUGGCAAAGUGGUUUCGUAGAUUAGGGAUAGUGGAUGAGGUAGAACUUGUAUUGAGAGAAUAUGCUGAAAGGAAGUAGUGCUCUGAAAGAGUUGUGGAAUUCAUUUCUCGUUUCUUGAAGGAGGAUGAUGGCAUAUAAACUGCAUUGAAAGAUGGUGUAUCUAUCAUCUGCGUCUAGUCAGUCCGUGAACCCAUUGUCCUGGCCGUCCAAUUGACCGGCCACCGGUUGGAGGGUCCAUGGUCUAAAAGUUAACAUCGAGUGCAUGUUACUGUCUGAUCGGUGGGACUUUGAACAGUCAAUGAAUUUGGGAAUGGUUGUUAGGUAGCUAUAAUCAUUUUAUUUGGACGGUCAGGAUCAUCAUGUUUUGUGCACUGAAUUGAUGAAAAGAUUGAUUUAAAUUGAUUACCAUGCAUGGUUUA